Messenger RNA from Lobosporangium transversale, 573 nucleotides. RefSeq lists its product as hypothetical. The record is from RefSeq and is a predicted model, not a curated record. The transcript is spliced from 2 exons. Bases 1 to 573 code for a protein of 190 amino acids. Lineage: Eukaryota; Fungi; Mortierellomycota; Mortierellomycetes; Mortierellales; Mortierellaceae.
AUGUUUCCGACAACGGAGUGGCUAUCUGAAGCCCUUCAGACACUGAACGCUUAUGAUAACAAUGUCCUCGUCGACUUCCCUGAGAUAAACUAUUACAUGCUACCGGAAACCCUACGCAUGAUUUUCCAAGUGAUCAACAACAAGAAAUUUGGCGAGGAUCUCCAACGAAUGCAAAAAUGGGUCAAAAACGUCGUACAUAGCGUCAAUGCCUCUUUUGCGGAUCGGCUAUAUUCUAUUCUGACUGUGGAGGACAACAUUUAUGAAAAGACCUUCCAUGCAGACUACAAUGUUGAGGCGAACAUCACUCUCCGUUCCUUGAUGUCACUUAGUGGAGAGAACUGGCUGGACGACGAAGCGAUCAAGGCGAUACUGACUUUUUUCUCUCGUGGCUACGGAAACGGAGGAAAAUACGUUUUUAUUCCCCCUUCAUGGAGAUGGGGUGCCGCUAUAGCUUCAGCUACAAAAAAGCAUAUUGCCAGCAAAAAGACUGAAAAAGUGUUCGCCAUUGUAUACAUAGGGGUGUGGUUUAUAUCGACCUCAAGGCUCACAGUAUCGGCUUUGGAGACUCAUUAG